GCGGGGUGCUGUGGAAUCCAACAAGGGUUGUUGCACCGUGUUCCAAUCACCGAUGAGAAUUAAACGAUCCACUUUGGGUACUGUACCCGGUAAGAAUUCAAAGAAUUUCUUUCUGGGUGUAGCAUCCGCAGAUUCGGCGAUGAUGACUGGGUCAACUCUGGAAGCAAGGAAGACGACCAAAGAACGAGAAAAUUUGAAGUAUGGGGAAGACCCGCCUGAAGGCAAAGUGGAGCUCGAUCACGUUAUCGGUUUCUCUGGCAGGUGCAUUGCAAUGCAGGGUAGUUCCAAGAAUGGCAUAGUCUACUCUGCAGGUUGCCUCAUACUAACAUCUGACCUGGCUCAACUCCACAAUCAGCAUGUUCUCCAGGGACACUCAGCCUUUGUCUCGGCGAUGGCCGUCGAUCACGGUGGGAAUCGGAUAAUCUCUGGCCAGUAUCCUCCUCCCAUGCCUAAGCAAAGGCCAGCACCACUUCUGGUAUGGGACCUCCCGUCGGAGAAGAACACAAAUGCCCUUCUUGGACUUACGGCAACGCCACUGUGCAUAGCGUUUUCCUGCGACGACAGGUUUGUGGCUGCUGGCGAUGAAGAAGGUCGGGUUUAUGUGUGGGAUAUGCAUUCGGACAGAAGCGAUCCAUGUGGCGGAUAUAAGGGCCCAUCUGCAAUGACAGCUUUGACCUGGGGUCGAACUCGAAUUGACGAGGGUGGAAUUGCCGGAGACUCCAACAGGGAGACAACACUCGGUGCAAACAGCCUGUUCCCACCACCGCAGAAACGGUAUGCCAUCAUCACAGCUCACAGGAACCUGGUCAGGAAGGUGGAUCUGUCAUAUGAUGCCAGUUAUGCUCUGCUCGGAACUGCAACUGGAGAGGUCUGCGUGUUCAGCAUAUCUUCAGAUGUUUACAGAACGAUAGUGCCUAUUUCCGCAAAUGGAGUUCAUUCACUGUGUGCAGUUGGAGACUAUGUCUAUGCUGGAGCUGGUGAUGGGAAGGUUACUAAGUUGAAGGGCAAGGAUAAGGAUUGGGAAAAGGUUCUCGAGACGUAUCUUGAAGGCAAAGUGACCAGCUUGUCUCCACUGCAGGAUGGAUCAUCCAUAUUAGCGGGAACAGACAGCGGGAUUAUGUACCGACUGGAUUGCGCAACUCUUGAGGGAGAACUUCUGUCUGAACACACAGUCAAGGACAUAACAGCGCUCGCUACAAGCCCGGGGAUCGGUCAUGCUAUUGUUGGCUGCACCUCUGAUGCCCAGAUCAGGAUCUGGGACUUGCAAGACUACAAGGUAACCAGCAGCUUUAUCCAGUCAAGAAAGCCCCCAGUCACGUGUUCCACACUAAGUGAGGAUGGAAAGAUACUUGCUGUCGGCCAGCAGGAUGGAUCACUGACAUGCUUCAACCGCGCCUCUGGUCAAGUGCUCUGGCACAAUGCAUGCGCUCAUCGUGGAGCAGUGACCUCAGUCAUUUUGACAGAGAAAAGUGUUAUGUCCUCAGGACAGGACAAGGCAGUCCGUCUGUGGCCGCUGAGGGCUCCGGAGCUUCUAUACCAGUUCACAGACAGUCAAGCACCAGCUGUCAACAUCCUAUUGGACGCUCGAGAUUCCUCGAUCCUGCAUGCCUGCUACGAAGACCGGCUGAUCGUUCAUUACGAUCUAAACAUUAAGAGGAGAGCGAAAUAUCACACUGUUCCAGAUGGCGGACGCUUUGUUAACAUGGGUCAGAUGAAGACUGGUGAUUGUGAGCUGGUGACAGCUUCAACCGAGGGGAGGAUCGUCACAUGGGAUUAUCGGGAUCCGAAGCCUACACGAAUAUGGAUUGACGACCAAGAAGUUCGUGUCCGCACAAUGGCAUUGUCCCCGUCAGGGAAGUUUGCCGCUUAUGGGACAGAUGAUGGUGUCCUGAAGGUCAUCAAGCUGUCGCGAUGUCAGCUGUUUGCGUAUGCGAAGGGUGCAGUUGGGAGGAUUCAAUGCUUGGUCUGGACGCCUGAUGGGAAGCAUAUCAUCUGCAGUGAUGCCAAGGGAGGCCAGGUGAAACCCGAUUCAAUGCUGGUGUACAAACCAAGGGUUAGGCCAGGUGUAACCACGCGGGAAAUCGCACCAAGGAGUCGAGGACAGGUAAUGCCAAGGGAAUCCAGGUGAAACCACUGUCAAUGCUGGUGUGGAAACCAAGGGUUAGGCCAAUGUCAGGCCCGGUUAACCAGGUGGGAAAUCGCACCAAGCACCGGUAAUGCCAAGGGAGGCCAGGUGAAACCAGAGUUAAUGCUGGUGUACAGACCAAGGGUUAGGCCAGGUGUAACCACGCGGGAAAUCGCACCAAGGAGUCAAGGGUUAACCAAGGGUUAGGCCAAUGUCAGGCCAGGUGUAACCAGGUAGGAAAUCGCACCACCAAGCACAGGUAAUGCCAAGGGAGGCCAGGUGAAACCAGAGUUCAUGCUGGUGUACAAACCAAGGGUUAGGCCAGGUCAGGCCAGGUGUAACCCGGUAGGAAAACAGGUAAUGCAAGGGCAGGCCAGAUGAAACCAGAGUUAAUGCUGGUGUACAAACCAAGGGUUAGGACAUCAACAGCUUAUGCCAGGUUGGCCCAGGUGAGACCAGGGUAGGCUACCGUCUUCACCCGAAUAGAACGCCCGGUCAUUAUAGUCGUAUUUGUGGUAUCUUUCAGUCUAAGUACAGCUAUAAUGACCGUACGUUGUAUUCGGGGGAAGAAGGUAGUCAAGCCAGGUGAGAGCCGAGUUAGUAAGGGAGCUUUAAGCCAUCAGGAAAAGCAAGAGCAGGUCAUGUUGGAUCAAGCCUACCUAUGGAUUCAUACAUUUCUGCGCUUGUUUUCGGCCCAGAUUGGAGCAUUUUGAAAGCAACACAGUUUCAGUUAAGCCCAUGGAGAAUC
Molecule: messenger RNA, 2873 nt
Organism: Chara braunii
Lineage: Eukaryota; Viridiplantae; Streptophyta; Charophyceae; Charales; Characeae
Source: the annotation of a GenBank genome assembly